AUGGUCUAUAGAACACCAACCAAGCAACGAGACAAGAGUGGUCACGUGCACCACAGCGCUCAAGAUGCUGCGACACCAGCCACACCCACGCCUGUCGCGUCCUCAUCCCGGUACCAGCUCCGGGCGCGCAAACCUCGAGAAGCCUCGCCAACACCAACGCGACGAAACAACGGCUCAGUAACGCCAUCACCACAUAAAUACCACAACCACUAUAACUACCAGUACAACAGCCUCGAUCUCAGUGCAAGCGCGAGGAAGCGAAAUCGCACAAUGUCAAGCACGGCUGGCAAAUGGCGCGAGGAGCAGGUCCUCAUCAUCUGCCCUGGCAGCAGAACCACUAUGGCUCAGCUGGGUUGCAGUGAAUUGACUCCUCCUGCCCGGCGCAUGCCUACCAGGAUGUUUAAGGAUGGCGAUCAGUGGGCGCCUUAUCACAAGACGAAGCGCACGACUAUUGUGAAUGGCGUUGAGGAAGAGGAAUGGUUGGAGGAUGUUGACGAGGACGAGGGAGCCGUGUAUCCCAUUGAAGCUGGCCGCAUCGUCAACAUGAGUGCACUCCUCGCUUUUCUCGAUCAUGUCCACGGCUUGCUUACAACUACAUACCACAACACUCCCAUCAUGCUCAUGGCUUCACCACAAUGGACACGACCCGACUGCGAGACAAUUGCCCGAUACGUCUUUGAGAAUACGAGAACACCUGCGCUAUGCAUAAUCCACAGCGGAAUCGCUACGCAGUAUGGUCUGAAGUGGCCCAAUAUGACUGUGGUGGAUAUUGGCUACCAAAAGGUCGACGUUACAGCAAUUCACGAUGGACGAGUUGUAAACCAUAUGGAUGUCAGCGCAUCUGAUGCCGAUGGUGAAAUUAGCGGAGGUGAAGUUUUCACAAAGAGCUUGCUCAAGUUGCUAGAAAACAAGGGUUUCAACCAUGAUAUGGCGGAGCAGCUCAAGAAGAGCAACAUUUGCGAAGUCCUCCCCUACGUUGCUACCGAGGAGGAAUUGAUGCAACUUCCCACGGAGAACACUGCAGGCGCAACAGGUGGUCAACCAGCUUCUGCCGUUGCAGAGGCUGCUACGAAAGCCCCUGAAGCGCCGAAACCCACAGACAAUGGAGAUGCUGAUGAGAGCAAUGGCAACCCAGAGGAUGAUGGAGUUCUAGACGUCGCGGCCAUCGUUACUAGCGGGCAGACAAAGGAAUUCCUCGCCAAGAAGGAGAAGGAGAAAGAAAAGGGCAAGGGAGGCCGAAAGAAGGGCGAAAAGGACGCCGAGGGCGCCGCUAAGGCUGCACGUCUACCGAACUCCAAGAGGACUCACAACACCUUCUUCUACGAGGAAAUCAUCCAGGAAGAGGUUCCCCCACCAUCCAAGGAGAAGGAAACAGUAGAGACCGCUGCGGCCACUACCAAUGGUAACGGCACAACAGAAGCUCCCAAGCCUGAGGGCGAGACCAACGGAGCUCAACCUCAAGGCGACAACACCGCUGCGCCUGCGACAGAGACAGAGACAGAGACACCUGCGACGGAAGCGCCUAAGCCAGAACAAACUCAAGAGCCAGCGCAGUCGAUAGAACCCAAGCCUGAUGCUGAGCCAAAGCCUGACGCUCAACCCACCACCGAGACCCCUGAGAAGCGACCAAAGCGCAUUCGUCGAGAUGUCGAAGUUGGUCUUGAGCGCUUCACUUUCGCUCAACGUCGUGAGAUCGAUCGCAUUGUCAACGCCAUCUAUCGCACUGUCCAGGGCAUCGAUGACAUGUACAUGCGACCUCCAUGCUGGGACAACCUUGUCUUCGUUGGCAACGGUGCUCGUCUCCGCGGUCUUCGCGAGAACAUUCUCCAGACCCUCAACGCCCGUCAUCUCGUCUCCCCAUCCACCGCCACAAUGUUCACCUCAGAGCUGCCCUCUAACAUGGCCACGCCCACUGGAACCGGCGCUCAAACCCCCACUGGCUCCUUCACAGGCGCACCUCACCAGCUUUCCUCAAGCGGCGUGAAUCCCCUCCUCCAAGCCGCUACCACGGCUGCAGCUGCUGGCACCGCUAACAACAUGGUCGGCACGCCGCAGCCAGCUUCUGAGGCUGGAGGACCCACGACUCAUCACUUCCACAGCCAGACUCCCACGAGCAUCAAGACGGCUACUCUGCCGAACUACUUGAGCGAGUGGACAAAGAAUGGCUUCGAGGAGUCUAUGUUCCUUGGUGCUCAGGUCGCUGCUCGUAUUGCGUUUUGCCUACACUCCAACAUGGAUGCCCAGACCAUUGAGGCCCAAAGGCUUAUGAGUUUGAGCAGAGUUGAUUAUAACGAACUUGGUCCCAAGGGUAUUCGAACACAUUCUAUGCUAGGCUAGAAUCGCACAACGAGCUGAUAAUUUUAUGUCAUUAUACGGGUUUCUCGUUCACGUGGUCUCAGCACAGACUUUCAAAUCGUGGACUUGAAAGAGGAGUUUUUAAAGGGGCCAGCGAAAUGGUAAAAGGAAGACGCAAAAUGAGUCAAGACUUGAAAAUGAGUGGAGGGGAGCGGGUAUAGCAGGGCAUAGCAGAAAUGAGAUAAUACCAUAGAUUCGAACAUGCCUUGUAUGAUUAUACACAAUCAGUCACUCAAUUAAAAGCUUUCCAUGAAUCGAACUUGCUACAGUUGAGUACACCAGGCAUGGAUAUAUUCAACUGUGGCUAAAACAUCACAUUAAUAUUUCAUUGUUUGCGACGGUUCCAAUUAAAGCAUCAACACAACCCCCAUAUAAUCGUCAGCAUUUGUCGUCAACUAUUCCUCCUUUUCCUAUCACCACAAGUCAUAACCACUGCAUAAUUCCACAGUACUUGCUUUGACUCCAAAAAUGUAAGACGAUCCAAGGUCAAUAAGAAAUAUCAAGGGCAUACGCCACUAACCAGCAGCGUUUCGAAGGGCUGCUUCCUCGGCAGCUUUGUGCCAGUCGGUUCGGAGUAGGUAGAUGUACUCAAUCGAUGCGACGCUGUCAUACAGUUAGAAACAUUGCUUCCAGUACGAGGACAAUUCAACUUACGACAUAGUUCCAACUGUGACACCGAGCCAUAGACCGCUCAGCUUCCAAUCAAGGCCAAAGGCCAGGGCGAGCGAGCACGGAAGAGAGAGGGCGUAGUAUGCGAUAAUGUUGGCAGGGCCGCCAAUCGACUGUUUUCCAAUACCUCGGAGCAGUCCAUGAGCACCUGCUGCAAGACCAUCAAAGACUUGCAUAACCGACACGAUCGGCAUGACUGCUGCAACAAGAUCAAUAACAUCGUCGUCCUUGGUGAACAACAGCGGUAGCUGAUAGCGCAUGGUUGUGUAAAUAGUCAGGUUG
Molecule: messenger RNA, 3306 nt
Organism: Fusarium odoratissimum NRRL 54006
Lineage: Eukaryota; Fungi; Ascomycota; Sordariomycetes; Hypocreales; Nectriaceae
Exons: 3
Coding region: 1-2337 (778 amino acids)
Source: RefSeq, a predicted model, not a curated record